UGUGUUGGGGGGAUGGGGCCGUGCCGAGGAUGAGAGACUCCAAAUAUUUACCACUUGGCUAACUAAAUAUCUUUAUUUCCGAACUGGGCUUCCUCCCUCGCUCUUGUACAUAUAACUACUUUUCGACCACGCAUGAGUUUCGGUGGAUUUUGGCCCAAAUAAAGUGGAGUAUCUGUACGUCCACGACACACGCUUAAAAAGUCGACAAAAUGUAUUCCUCUGCUGGAGCCACCGAGAUGCAAGAGGGACCCCGUUCCUCUGGGUCAAUAAGCUCUGACCCGCCCUCUUCCCCAGUGCCAGAAUAUGUGUUCAAGCCACCAUCACGGCCGGACUUUGGCACCAUGGGCAGGACAAUCAAACUCCAGGCCAACUUCUUUGAGAUGGAAAUCCCCAAACUGGAGGUCUACCAUUAUGACAUCGACAUCAAGCCUGAGAAAUGCCCCAGAAGGGUUAACCGGGAAAUCGUGGAGCACAUGGUCCAGCACUUUAAAACACAAAUCUUUGGUGAUCGAAAGCCAGUGUAUGAUGGGAGGAAGAAUCUCUACACUGCCAUGCCCCUGCCCAUAGGCAGAGACAAAGUGGAGCUCGAGGUAACCAUUCCUGGUGAAGGCAAAGACCGCAGCUUCAAAGUCUCCAUCAAGUGGGUGUCCUGCGUUAGCCUGCAAGCGCUGCACGAGGCACUAUCAGGGCGGCUACCCAGCGUUCCCUUUGAGACCGUCCAAGCCUUGGAUGUGGUCAUGAGACAUUUGCCCUCUAUGAGGUAUACCCCGGUGGGCCGCUCUUUCUUCACUCCCUCAGAGGGAUGUUCGAACCCGCUCGGGGGCGGCAGAGAGGUGUGGUUUGGCUUCCACCAGUCUGUCAGGCCUUCCCUUUGGAAAAUGAUGCUCAACAUCGACGUUUCUGCCACUGCAUUCUACAAAGCCCAGCCGGUAAUUGAGUUCAUGUGUGAGGUCUUGGAUUUCAAAAGCAUUGAAGAACAACAGAAGCCCUUAACAGACUCUCAACGAGUGAAAUUUACUAAGGAAAUCAAAGGCCUGAAGGUGGAGAUCACUCACUGUGGGCAGAUGAAGAGAAAGUACAGAGUGUGCAACGUCACCAGAAGACCAGCCAGCCACCAAACGUUCCCCCUGCAGCAGGAGAAUGGCCAAACUAUUGAAUGCACAGUGGCACAGUACUUCAAAGACAAGUACAAGCUCAUCCUGAGAUACCCCCACCUCCCAUGUCUACAGGUGGGACAAGAGCAGAAGCACACCUACCUACCCCUAGAGGUGUGUAACAUAGUGGCAGGACAGCGCUGCAUCAAAAAGCUGACAGACAAUCAAACCUCCACUAUGAUUCGUGCCACAGCCCGCUCGGCACCAGACCGUCAGGACGAGAUUAGUAAAUUGAUGAGAAGUGCCAACUUCAACACCGACCCUUAUGUUCGUGAAUUUGGAGUGAUGGUUCGGGAUGAGAUGACGGAAGUGAAUGGUCGCGUACUACAAGCACCCUCCAUUCUGUAUGGAGGCAGGAACAAAGCAAUAGCAACACCAAUCCAGGGAGUAUGGGACAUGAGGAACAAGCAGUUCCACACUGGCAUUGAGAUCAAAGUGUGGGCCAUCGCCUGCUUUGCACCGCAGAGGCAGUGCACUGAACUCCUGCUCAAAGCAUUCACAGAUCAGCUGAGGAAGAUCUCAAGGGAUGCAGGGAUGCCCAUUCAGGGUCAGCCUUGCUUCUGUAAAUACGCCCAAGGAGCGGACAGCGUGGAGCCCAUGUUCAGGCACCUCAAGUACACCUACCAGGGCUUGCAGCUGGUGGUUGUCAUCCUACCGGGAAAGACGCCCGUCUACGCUGAGGUGAAACGUGUCGGGGACACGGUACUCGGCAUGGCCACGCAGUGUGUGCAGGUGAAGAAUGUUCAAAAGACAACACCUCAGACCCUCUCCAACCUCUGUCUCAAGAUCAACGUCAAGCUGGGCGGUGUCAAUAACAUCCUCCUCCCGCAGGGCAGGCCGUUGGUCUUCCAGCAGCCAGUGAUCUUCCUCGGGGCAGAUGUGACUCAUCCGCCUGCAGGAGAUGGAAAAAAACCAUCCAUUGCUGCUGUCGUAGGCAGUAUGGAUGCCCAUCCCAGCAGAUACUGUGCCACAGUGCGGGUACAGCAGCACCGCCAGGACAUCAUCCAGGACCUGGCCACCAUGGUGAGGGAGCUGCUCAUCCAAUUCUACAAGUCCACCCGCUUCAAGCCCACCAGAAUCAUCUACUACCGCGACGGCAUCUCCGAGGGCCAGUUCAACCAGAUACAGGUCCUUCAGCAUGAGUUGCUGGCAAUCCGGGAGGCCUGCAUAAAACUAGAGAAGGACUAUCAGCCUGGUAUCACUUUUGUGGUCGUGCAGAAAAGACACCACACAAGACUCUUCUGUAUGGACCGAAACGAGAGGGUUGGGAAGAGUGGCAACAUUCCUGCAGGCACCACCGUGGACACCAAAAUCACUCACCCAUCAGAAUUUGACUUCUACCUUUGCAGUCAUGCUGGCAUUCAGGGCACCAGCAGACCAUCUCAUUACCAUGUGCUCUGGGACGACAACCACUUCUCUUCAGAUGAACUGCAGGUCCUCACAUACCAGCUAUGCCACACCUAUGUGCGCUGCACCCGGUCAGUUUCCAUCCCAGCACCAGCCUACUACGCCCAUUUGGUGGCUUUCCGGGCUCGCUAUCACUUAGUGGACAAAGAACACGACAGUGCCGAGGGCAGUCAUACAUCAGGCCAGAGUAACGGGCGUGACCAACAGGCCUUGGCCAAGGCCGUUCAGAUCCACCAGGACACGCUGCGCACCAUGUACUUUGCCUGAGAGUACACAACCCCAGGUUGGCGUGGGUGAGACCGCACUGAUGGAACACACUACCCCUCGCUGUCUCACUGUCAGCUGUAGAUAGCAUCACAGUGGUUUCACAUAGUGAUCUCCCUACCUAACAGACCUGUCAGUUACCCACGUGUCGACAAUUGUACUUCAGCCCCUGACCCACCCAAAUCAAGCCAGCUAUCGGACUGUACGAUGCGAAAGGACCCCUCUUUUUUGGGGUUUGCGCCGGAAGAGGUUUAUUUACAUGUUGUGCAUUAGUGUGUGUUUGUAUUUGUUGUGGGAACAGAUGUUGCAGAGUAUGAAAGGAAAAGGAAAAGUUUGUACACUGAUAGAAGAAAUCGACCGUUUCUAAACUAGCGGGCAGUAUCAUUAUACUUUGGGGUGAUCUAUAAUUUAGAAGAAGCCGUUCACACCCCUUUUCCUGUUUCUGUUGUUUGUUAGGGUCUUGGUGCUUGAAAGGAGAAGGAUCAAAUUCAUCAGAGGAUAAGGGGGCUGUUCUCUGUUUAUAUGCCUAAAGAUUUGCUCCUCUGACAAACAUUAUUAAUCAGCCAAUCAAAGCAAAGUGCACUGACCAGAAUGGGUACUUCAAUCAGGACAAAAGUACUUAAUAUAUUGAGGGUUUGCGUGUGAUUUUUCACAUAGGGCACUAUGUGAUGAAAAGUGCCAUUUGAGACCACCUUUCUGUUGUCUGUUUAAAAACUAUGAAUUAUUAGGCCCACAUCUGGUGGGUUUUUCAGUAUUUGUCCUUGAUUGACACUGACGACCAUUUUUAUGCCAAAUCUGGUGACAAUUUACAAAAAGGAUUCCUUGCAUCAGAUUUGUUAUUAACCCUUGAACCAACACUUAGUUUAUUCUAGAUGAGGGCUUUUAGUUCAAAUAGAGAUUGAACAAACAGCAUCCCUCUCUGCCUCUCGUUAGUCUGAACUGAAAUAGUUUCACCAGUAACCCCAUUCCCAUGCCGAGACUUAAUUGGGACCGGUUCCCAACAUGGACACCUUUCUUAUGUAGUCUGAGCCGUGUUGAUAAAAGACACAUGAUAUAGAAAUCAACAUAGAGGGGAACUUGAUGAAAUCUUUUUUUUUUUCCCCCCUUCUGUUUUUAUAGUAAUUUAAUUUCAAUCAGUUUUGUAAUGAAUAUGCAUGUAGCUGACUCAUGUUUUAGACAUUUAGGCAUUUGUGAUAAUUGUUUAUUUCUUCCUUUAUACACAUUAACCCUACUUCUGUGUUUUAAUGUAUAUAGCAGCGGGAUAGUGUUUUCUGCAGCGUCGUUGUCAGAGCGGGAUGUUUGUGUGGCGUCUCGAUAUCCAGGCAUUCGGUACAGUGGAGUGAAAGCUGCAACAUUUCUAACUGAUUUAAAGUCCCUUAAAAAAAUAGUGUUUGCUCCAUGAAUUGGGAGCAGUUGUCGCACAAACGCUUGGGUUUUAUGCAAAUGACUUUUUGUGAGUCUUUAUACUAUAUAGUAAUGUUGGUAAUAAGGUAUAUUUUGAAUAAGCUUUCAGUGGAGGCUGCUGAAAAUAGUUUUUUUUAACAACUGGCCCACAUGUAGUCUAAAUUAACACUGUCUAUUUGUAUACAGAUUUUAAAUGCAAAUAUUCUCUUGCCUUCUAAGACUUUUACGGUCUUACUAAUAAUUUUAGACAUUUCCUAACAUCCCAUCUGAGUUUUACUACUAAGUUAAGCUGGCGAAUGUUCUCAUAGUCUUGAUUGGAGGCGAGUAGUCUAUAUUUUCUAACUAUGCAUCAUUUUUAACCAAGAGAUUUAGCAGUGGGGUAUCUCAAAUGAAUUUGGGUCAUUUAUAGAAGUAGAUAAUCAGGGCUUUUUUUUUGUUUUUGUUAUUGUUUUUUUAGCAUGUUGCAUUUAGUAGCGUUUCUUAGUGCUUAUCAGCGUCUUCAUACCUUUCUAACGGGAUGAAGUAUUUAUGUGGUCAUUUGUAAAAUUGUAGAUUUUAUAGCCUAUAAAAAUUUGGUGUAUCCUUUGUAAACAUACAAUCUUUCUUAGCCAAACAAGAUUACAAACUUUUACAUGAUUAAUAUUCAAAAAGACAUGGAAGCACAAAAAGGACAUUCUAGGUGCUAGAAGUUUUCACUGUAAACCACCUUAAAUCCUCACUGGACUGGUCAACGAGGCUUUUUAACAUGUACGCUAGAAAAAAAAAAAAAAAAGAUGCUUCAUCAUUUUGAGGAUCUUUGCUCUCCCUAUGACGACCUCUCUGUGUUACCCUUUUUACUCAUUUACCUGUAAAGCAACUAGAAAUCCGACUGACUGUGUUUGUGGGGCAUUCUGAAAAAUCACGUACUUGAUAUUUACUGUUAUGAUGUCAAUAUUGUUCUUAUCGGUGCUGGUCUCACAACAUGUAAAUUUGGAUGCACUUUCGAUAGCAGAACGUUGGUAUGACUUCUAUAGAUGCGUGUUUCUCAAUCGAAGCGGGAGGCUCAGCCAUAUUGCGUGACACUGGUGUAAUUGUAUGGAAAUGGCCGUGUGUUCUACCUCCUGUUACCUGUUAAAGUGUUAUGGUAACAUCACACUGCGGGCCAUUUCUGUAUAAUUACCCCUGCUAUCUAUCUAAUUGGCAUUGUUUGAGUCUUGCAUUGACAGUAGAGGUUCAAAACGCUUGGUGUGCAUGAUGGUGAACGCGCUUUCUCAGUUUAUGUAGUUGUGUGAUGUUUUAUUUCAUAUUUUACUCAAACAGAUAAGCGAGAAUGUUUUUCUCUUUUACUUUUCGGGGUUUUGAGCGUUGAGCUGUACGACCAAAUUCUUGAAGUGUGUUUGUAUUCACACACAGCUUUCCCUUUUUUCUUUCCCUUCUUUAUUCUAUGCACCAGUGAAAUGACAGACUUUUCAUGACACCUUGAAUUUCCACCGUAUCAGUAGAACAACAAACGCAAAGCCCACAUCAGCUAUUGCCAAUUCUUGAGUUGGAGAAAUUGUAAAUGGAGAAAUCGUAAAUGCACCCGUAGCGGUGCUGUUAGUCAGACUGUUAAAAGUUGCUUGCAAACCAAAAACAAAGAGAACAACCUCUUCAGCCUGAAAAAAGCAUGUAUUUAAAUCCAUGUGAAGAUUUGUUUGUAAAGGUAUUGGAUUCAGGAAGGCCUUCGAUGUGUUAAACUUUAGAGUUGUUUCGAUACCUGUAUUAAAAAAAUGCCUCCAAUACUGCUUAAAAUGCCCGGUCACGUAUCAGUGAGUACACUAGCCUAAGCACCAAUCCGAUACCACGUAAUUUAUUACUAAACUUAAAAGUCGUUCCACACCUGGAUAUAAUUGCAGUUUUCCCACAAAUCAAUUCUUCUGCACUUUAAAACAGUAGCCUACACAGAAAGUUGCAAUUACUGCUUUAGAACGAACAAAAAAAGAAUUGAAUUUUGGUAAAAAGUUAAACGUUAGCCAUUGAAAAAUGUCAGCAAUAUUCACAGUAUUUAAUCGAGGUGGGAAUCAGAAGAGCUCACAAGAUACAAUGUUAUAAAGAUUCUUAAGUUGUGAUAUAAUAUUAAACAUGUAGCAAAUUAUGUCUCCAAAGAAAACCUCUGUUUCAUUUAAGUGUCCAGUUUAUCGCACAGCAGUAUUUUUAUUGCAGCAGAUUGUUUCUAAUUGACUGAAAAAGCAUUUGAUUUGAUUAUUCUAGUAGGCUACCAAAAGUUUGUGUUUGUAAUAUUAAUAAUUUAUAUAAUUAAAAGUUUAAUUGGUGCAGUGUAUCGCUACAAUAUUGUCAUGCUAAAAUAUCACAGUACUAUGGUGCAUCGAUUUUUUUCCCACCACUAAAUUUUUUUCUGGUAAUGCAACCAGUAAAAAGAUAAGGUGAACACUUCGCAGGGUUUUAGUUUCAGGGUUAGUGGUAUACAGCUGUUAAUAAUUUUAUUUUUUUAAAUCAGUGGUAUCGAAUUGGUACUUGGUAUUGAGCGAUUAGCAAGUUUGGGUAUUGGAAUCGGUAUCAGGAGGCCAAAAAGGGUAUCGGAACAACUCAUCACAGAACUUUGUAUAUUUCCUGGUUAAAUGCCGUCAUGUACAAGUGUGAUUUUCUGUAGUAUUUUAUGGAGACUGAUGUCAAUUUUUAGCCCCGUUGUUGAGUCCGUGUUUGGAAAUUUCAUGUAUGUGAAAGUGGGGAAAGUGAAGGGGUGUCCUAAAUGAUAGUGUGCUGCAAUUCAGAACAUCUAGUUGUCUUUUUGGGAGAUGGCUUUGUGCUCGUUGUUACUGCUCCUUUCGUGUUUUACAUUACUUUAUACCAGCACCUUAACAUAGCAGAUCAGAACGGCAUUAUUUUUCCUGGAGACAAAAACUCCAACAUUUGACGAUGUUUUUGCACUAAACAAGAAUGGACUUUUGUAGCUGUUGGAGCAUUAAGAGUAUUUAUGAGGUGGAAAACUGGCAACCCUUUUUUUUAAAUUUAGAAAGGAGCAGUGGGCAUUGGUGGCAUUUCAAAAAUAGGCACAGUCAACAGGCUUGAGGGCCUCAGGGUGUGCGCUUGCCAUUCAGAAAGCCACGCCUGCUGAUCAAAGAGGGAUUCAACAUAGCUAACCAGCAUUCAGCACGUCGUCUUUGAGAAAAAGCCCAAUGCCUUUUAAACGUUAAAACGGAGUGAAACUCGUGGUGUAGGUGUGUUGCCUUUGUACAGCGAUGUGGGAGAAAGGUGCUUUAUGCAAAACAAACUGACAGGUGCUGAAAUUGAGCUGAUGAGCAAUGGACAAUAAGAUUUUUGUAGAGGCAUGGAUGCCAAAGGAGUGUGAGAUUAGAGCGCACGGAAGGUUUGACACGGUCACGUAGAAAAAAUGCUUAAAGUAAGGCCUGUUUUUACCUGAUAUAAACAUGCAUUUUGGGGAAUCCAAACAAAAGUGGACAGCCGAGGCGCAUCGCAGUUCACACUUGAGACUGCCACGCGUCUCCUUAGCUGAUGGCUUGUGUUCAGGUUUUGUUACCACCUUUGUAAAUUAUGCUAAAAGAUCAAAUGGCCCUGCAAAGCGAUGCACGAUAAUAUCCGCUCGGUAUAGGUGUCUGCAGAUAUUGGCUUUAAAAUGAAACUUUGGAAUGGGCCAACAUGCUGAUUUCUGCCAAUAUGACACAUUUCUUAUUAUAGACAGAGUGAACAUGUACAAAACAUCAACCCUGAGUGGAAGUAUUUUUCUCAUUUUGCACAGUAAGUGAAUAUUACAUACAUAAAAAAAGCAUUGUAUUUAAUGUAUCGAUCUGCUGGUGAGUCCCCAAGAUAAGAUUAUGCAUAAUAUGAUGUUAAUUCCCACUCGAAGAGACUUGAUGAUCACUUAAAUUAGAUGGGGGGGAAAAAGUGGAUGUCUAUCAGUUAUGGGCCAAAUGAGGUGUUGUAUAUUGGCAUAUGGGAUAUCGGCAGGACGUUUAUGCAUUUGUUUUUGCGUUCGUUCUCUGGGGAAAAGAAAAUAUUUCCCGAAUGCCUAAAUUCAAAACUAAAUACCCACCCAAUUGAUAAAUACUCAAAUAGCUGAAUAUUUGGGUCCAGCUCCACUCAAUACCCUAGUAUACCAUAAUACUGUGAUAGCAGCCGUGUUAAACGUGGCCAAAUACAUCCCAGACAACCUCGACGAGUGGUUGUAGUGAUCGGAUUAUGUCUUUGUGGUCGUUUACGCUUUGUGGUCCGCUUGCGAUCUCCUCAAGACGCACACUGGUAUCAGGUAUAAACAGGCUCUUUGUGUUAGACAUUACCUGGGACAAUACAUAUCAAGAUUCAGAAGAGGCAUUUCCUUUUUACCUAAGACUGUUUGAUCAAAAUGACCUAAAUCAAGAAUGUGUAUGGAACAAACAAGCUAAUACACCAGCCUGGAUGAAUGUGGCACUACUUUACCAGUUUAAUGGUGCUUAGUUAGGCUGUCAAAACCCCUGCAGUGGUAACCUUACUGACAUUACUUCACCUCAGUUUGGCAAUUUUUUUGUAUCUUUUCAAGAGUCCAAAACUGGGACAAAGCAGAUUGUUGAAAUGACUGGUUUGUAAACUUCAUGGCAUAUCAUAAGCUAAUUUAAUCAAUCUGUCAGUUUUAUUUUCUCAAUACUGGGUUUUUCUUUUGUACCUGUGUUCAAAUGUAGGGAUGGAAGAGGCUAAGAUAAAAAAUUCCUCAAAGUGUAACGAUCAGCCUGUUUACUUUUUUUGCUUCUUGAAUGGUCUUGGAUUUAAAAAAAGGCCGACUUCCAGUGAACCUACACAUCAGUUUAUUCCCAACCACGACUCUCUGUAUAGUCUCCUGUCUGCCUCUCAUCCGUCUCUUGUAUAAAUAUUAUUGCUGACAUAAAGAAACCUCUUGUAGAGUAGAAACCUAUUUUCCUAGCUCCAAAUAAUAACAAUGAAUGUACUUAGAGCCUGCGUGGUUUGUAAUGUUGCGUAGGCUAUCCAUCCAGUACAUCUAUACUCAUGUUUGCUUCUUAUGUAUAGCCUUUUCACUUUUCUUUUUCCAGUUUUUUCCCUCUUAUUUAUAGGCUUUAAUUAUUGCAGAAAGUAUUGUUUUCUUUGAUAUUUUAUUGAUUUAGAUAUUGCCCACAUCACAGUUGAUAUCAAUAAUCUUUUCACUGACUAACAGACAAGUCUACAGUCGAGAUGUCUUUCUACUGUAGUUUUAGGAGACAAAACGUUUCACACUGUUGCAAAGAGUCUUCUCCAUUUUUUUUUUUUUUUGGCGUCAUGCUUGUGUGAGGUGCUGUAACAUACGAGCUGUGUUUGAGUGUGUGUGUGUGUGUGUGUGUUUGUAGAUAAAUGAUGGUUGCUUUGGUGUGUAAUCUUGUUUGAUUUUUUUGGCUUCUGCUUAAGCCCUCAGUCUGAUAUAUUCCUGUCCUGUAAAACCCUAAAAUCCUCCUCGGGUUCAGCUCACUAACUCAUUAGCGCAUUGCCACUUAAAAUCAAAGAAGGUUUUUGUCCGAGUGUUGCUUGUGUUCAGUACUUUUGGUGAUUGUAUUACUACAUGGCUGUUUUUCCAGAUUUUGUAAAGUUCAGUUUAGGAUUUACAUGGCACUCCGUUGGCUACAGCAAGCAUAAUCAUUUCCUCUUCGUAUUCCUAGUUAAACCUUUCUGAAGCAUAAGUUUGUCCUCGACAGUCGGUCUUUAUCAUGCCAAUGUCCACCUAGUUACCUGCAGUCUUGUGACACUGGUGCGGUGUCCACGAGGUCUCUGCUGUUAAAGUUCGCCUAUGUUAUUGUUUUUAGCUACAAUUAUGAGUUAUUGAGCACAAAUUCAAAUGGGGUACUGGCAAGAAUCAUUAUGCCUCAUGUCCACUGGAUGCAGCUACGUCACAUUUUGGUUGUCAUGUACGGUCUCGGUUUUAGAGUUCCUGGAGAUGUUUAAGAAUUUUCUUUAAGCAGUCCUUUAGCAGCUACAUUUCCCAUCCAACCCAUCCAGUAGUUGUGACAUUUACGAUCCCAACAGAAUGAAUACUAAUGACUUUGGUGAUCAUCUGCUGUUUCCUCCAGCGUGGCUGCAGGUUUUUGUUCCAAACAAGCAGGAGCACAACUGAUAACAACAAAUCAACUGUGUGAAGACGGUUCAGUUGAUUGGAUGGGUCGAGUCAGAUGUGCCGCUGCUCGGUCAGAACAAAAACCUGCAGCUGCAGCAGUAUGAGACCGCUGUGCAAGCGUCACCAGCAUGUCAAAUUUUUCAUUUAUCCAAGUUUUGUAAAAAAAAAAAAAAAAAAAAGUCAUUUUCCCAGAGGGUGAAUCCUAAUGAUUUUGUGAGCCUUCAGCUUUUAUGCUCAUGCUUCUAUCGGGUCAAAUUUGAUUUGGUUCAAUACUUUCGUUUAUGGCCAAAUGUAUUAUCCUAAUACUAUAUUAAGUGCUGUUUACCAAAUGAACACGCUAACAUAUUACACAGAUUGGUGAACGUUAUACAUGUUAAACAUAAGCAUGUUGGCAUUGUUAUUUUAAGUGUAUUAGAAUGCUAAUGUUAGCAUUUAGAUUGAAAUACUGCUGUUUUUAAAUUUAGCAGCUUGGCUGUAGUCUUUAAUUUUUUUUACAAACAUUCUGAAAACAUUUUUGCAGCUUAUACAGAGACACAAGUUGCAUUUGCAUGAAAAUAAACCCAACACUAAAAGUGGAAACAGACAACUUUUCCCCUCCUAGUGUUUCUCAAGGAGGGUGGAAGCAGGAGAGGUCACAGUCUCAAAUGACGUCACACAGUGGGGGUACAGCACAGGUCUGCAGUUUCCCAGUAAACACCCGGCAACUGCAGACCAGAUUUCACUGCGUACGUGCUGUACCCCCAUUGUGUGACAUCAUUUGAGACUGUGACUUAUCCUUCUUCCACCCCUCUUGCUGUUACUGUGGGUGCUGCCUGUCACAAAGACAACUGGUUUACUUUUUGUUUUCCUCUGAGCCAAGCAACUACCAACAACACAGGACUUCUUGUUUUCCAGUUACUUUAGUUGUUCCACUGUCUGCCAUUUGUGCUACGGGGGGGGGGGGGUAGUAAAACUAAAAAAACGUAAAUUGAGACCCUUUGGUAACUGAGGGUAACUCACAAUAGUGACUGGGGACAACAAAAGUGCUGUCUUCUUUUUGUUUUGGUGGCACAAUGGUUGACACAUUCUCUUUAUGCCCUAAAUGAGCCUUAUUUUUCCUGAGAGAUUUUUAGAAUUGCAUGUUAAAAGCGAGGCUUAUAGGGAUCCAAUCCAAACACCAAUGCUGUCAUUAAUCUAUACCCUUUACAUUGUGCAGUCAAAAUUUACUUCAUUUCAAUUAUCAAAUUGAACCACAAUGUUGUCUAUUUCCACUUCAAGGGAAAUCAGGUGAGAACGUGGACCACUAAUCUCUGGCAGCCGUGACGGAGCCAGUAUGUGUUGUAGCUGCAUCCGGAGGUAAUUUGGGGUAUGUCUCGGGGCUGUAGUAAAACUGACCUCGACUGAAUAGAGCUGUUACCAAGCUUCAGUAAAUCAAACCAAUGCCAUCCAGCUGAUCUUACAUGUAUCCAAUAAUGCAAGACUCAUGUGGGUAUUUUUGUAUCUUCAAAGCAUUUCUAGUCUUCAGAAUGACUUGGCUUUUUAUUUACCAACUUGGAAAAAAAAACUACCUCAGAGCAGUGUCAGGUGCUAGCUAAUCUUAGCCCUCAUUUACAAUAAUGGUAACAAAAUCAAAAAAAAUUGUUGUGACCAAACCAAUACAAGCCAAUAUCGUGUGAGAGCACUGUUCUUUCCUUUAACCUUAAUAAAUGGAAAACCAAGUAAUCAUGUAUGACUGGUUGGUUGCUUUAGUUGGUGACAUUUUAGGGGACCAAAAUUUUUGUAAUUGGGAGUCUCAUUGUGUCAUGCAAGUCCUUGAUUUUUCAAAAGAUGGCGAUGAAAACUACAAAGCACAACUAAGGUGACGUAAGCCGUAAUCAUGAGCAUUUAUCGACAAAUGUGCCAUCGUAAAGUAAUUGAAAUCACUAUGACGAUGUGAUACCGUUGGCCAUACUGAGGAAUGUUUGGUGGAGAAGGUUUGUUGGAAAGACGUAUGUACAGCAAUAAUGUCAGUGUGUGGCCUGUGAAUCGUUGGUAAUUAGUUUGUCUUUACGCAGGUCAAGGCAACGCUCGAUAAACGUGUUUAGUCUGCGGGACUAUACUUUGCAAAUGGGUAGAUUAGUUUGUCCAAACAUUUGGAACCAGCUUUUUCUGUUUGAGUUUUUCCAGAAUGUUUAAGGUUUCAAACCGGAUAGAGCCACUCCAUGUGAUCAAACGCCUACACUUCUCUGCCGUGUUAACCCAGUACUGCAAUAAAAUCAGGGUGGAUGUCCCUGUCUCCGACUCAGUUCAUUUUUCCUACGAUUAGUCAGACUCAACGCCAUUUUUGUUAUAAAAUGUAGUUUUUGCAUGCGACAAUUUACAAAGGGAAUAUACACAUUCGAACAUAAUUUACAAUGUAGCGGGACAUUGUAAUCGAAAGGUACAUACGAGGCUGUGCGGCAGUUUGUAAUUUAGUUUAAACUGAAAACAUCCAGAGUGUUUGUAGUCGUUUUUAUGUGUGCCUUUUGUCAGAUCUCUCUCUCUUCUCCAUAUGCCCCAACAUUGGGUUUGUGAGUCCUUUUCAACAGUAAAAGGUUUGACGAAAUCUGCUGCGCCACAUAAAAAAAAAUCCAUUUUUAAUUAUCAUGCAACCUUGCGUGUAGAUGCUGCAUAGAACGAUCAGUAUUUGUGUUUUGCACUUUCAAAGCAGUCUCAAAAAGAAAUCGCCCACGUGAGGUUGGGCGGAAAGUAAAAAGAAAUAACUGACGAGGUAUUUUAUGCUAUCAAUAGGAAUUAUAAGGAAUAAUAUGACUUUGAAGAGCUUUUCUAAAAAGGUUGAUAUAUCUAUAUAUAUUCAUGAAGUACCUCAUAAGCCUGAUAUAUGCUGCAUUGACUUUUUUUUCUGUAGUGUACUUCAUAUUGUCCAAUAAAAUUUUUAACUUUCCCCAUUGUUGGGAGGUUUGAAUGUCACUCCAGGCUGUGCACACGCCACGACCAGUAAAUCUGAUAGAGUUCUGUUGUAACAAAGGUUACAGCUCGUGGCCAAAUGAUUAUGUGUCAUUUAUGCAAUUUCUACGCAAUUCUCUGAAGUAUAUUUCUCACUUGUCACAUAUUAUUUCUGUACUCUGUCUUUUUUUUUUUUUGUUCUGCUUAUUCUCUGCGUCUGUGUAGCCAAAAAUAUCGGGUUUAGCUGGUGAAGAGUUGACGCGCACCACGCAUCCUGCAAGGCUCUGCGGUAUAACACGUCUGUUGACUCAGGUAUUGUUGUGAAAGGGCUGUAUCUGCUUACUGUGUCCCAAAUCCCCCCCUCCCCCUUUUCCUCCUGCACCUUUGUCUUAAAAUAGCCUUAGAUCUACAUGUGAGGUUCCUAUUUGGCCUUAAUAGUUGAACAAAUUAUGCACUACAAUUUCACAGACUUGACAGAGAGCUCGAUUCCCGUUCGUUUCUUGAAGAGUUUGCGCAUCAUCGCCGUGUUAUCUACCUCCUAUGAAUGUAGGGGCUGUCCUGGAGUUGUAGUCGACUACAAAACGUAUAAUUUUCUCGCUCAUUUAAAAAGGACAACAGACAAUCAUCUGUAGUUUCUUGAAAAAUAAAUAUAUUCCCCCCCUGUUCAUUCAUAUAUAGAUUCCAGGACACUCCAUUUUUCUUGUAUUUUUUUCCCCUCAUUGGCCAUUUUCAUUUGUGCUUUUUGUCUCAUUGUAAGCCAUGACGAAGAAGCAAAGUGACCAAAGUCUUUUGGCAAAGGCGGGCCCUGCACAGCCACGUGAAUUCAAACCUCCCUUCAUUAUGUGUCAUUUUGAGCUCAGUUUUUGAGUUGUUGUUUAUUUCUCUUUUCUCUCUUCUCCCUUAUUUAAACCACGACAUGCCAAAACUGAAUUUGCUGUCAUUCCUGUUCUGGUGAGGGUCUUUAUGUUGCUGAUUUUUAAUUUGUUCACAUCCACUGCUAAGCUCCUCAUUUCUUGUUGUUGUAAAAGGUGUAAGCUUUGAUUUCUAUUUUACAUUUCCUUAUUUUUUUGUUAACAAUUAUGCUUACAGAACACAAGAUAUGCUGUAAACCCUGUUAGGACAUAAUGUGAAUACGUAUCACUUAAUAUAGUUCACUCUUUGGCUUGACUGUAAGUUGCGUUAAUUAAUAAAAAUGUUUCAAAAGUU
Molecule: messenger RNA, 14406 nt
Organism: Plectropomus leopardus (leopard coralgrouper)
Lineage: Eukaryota; Metazoa; Chordata; Actinopteri; Perciformes; Serranidae
Source: RefSeq, a predicted model, not a curated record